Messenger RNA from Sinocyclocheilus anshuiensis, 5323 nucleotides. Its product is annotated as protocadherin-7-like. NCBI's taxonomy places the organism in Eukaryota, Metazoa, Chordata, Actinopteri, Cypriniformes, Cyprinidae. Gene Ontology annotation, cellular component: plasma membrane. Gene Ontology annotation, molecular function: calcium ion binding. The transcript is spliced from 4 exons. Bases 788 to 4777 code for a protein of 1329 amino acids. Gene Ontology annotation, biological process: homophilic cell-cell adhesion. The record is from RefSeq and is a predicted model, not a curated record.
UGCAGUGCAGUAGAACGUGCAGGUGAGGGGAGGAGGAGAAUGCGGGACUUUUUCCUCAAACACUUCACACACAUCCACUACGGACUCCGGAGGAAUUACUAAAGGCUUUUGUUGCUACUUCUCUAUCCUGCUCACCAUCUUUCCAUAAGUGGCUAAUUUACGUGCUCCGAGAAGUCGAAUUGAAAAGCUUUCUCUUUGUCAAGUUCACCGUAAAGGAAUCUGUAAGAGCUUGGCACGAGCGCGUAAGACUGCGGUGAAAGCUUUCCAGUUUUCCUCUUGCUGUGUUUUAAGGUAAGAGAACAAAUAAUAUCGGGAAAGACUUUAUCAAAAGCACGUUGGCUUAUUCCCAGCCAGUAGCGCAAGCUCUGGGAUGCGAAUGUGAGAGCUGAAUUCACAGACAGAUCGCUUUUGUGUUCUACUGCAUUGCAGUUUAAAACAGUGAAAGCGCGAGAGGAGCCCGCGCUCCGCAGCAUCUCAAUGAGCCGGACAAAGUCAUUUAAACUGCUCAAAUCUGACUCCCGUUUACUCCUAAAAGGCACAAAGAAACAUUCUUGUCCGUAAAAGAGCUGUGAAGACUUAUCGCCGAUGCCGAGCUCCUCACAAAGUGGAUGUUUUAUUUUAUCGUGUUGAAAACGUGACCGGGUAACUAAAAGACUGUUGGAGAAAAAAAAAGAUUUUGCCGAAGGAAGCGUUUAUAGAGAUUAAUCGUUGACGAGUCUGUCUUGGAUCAGAGGAAGCUGCAGAUAGAGAGUGAAAGAGAGAGAGAGAAAGAGAAAGAGAGAGAGUCAUGGGGAGCAGGAGCGUUGGCGCAGUGCACUCCGCGCGCUGCUACCUCGUGCUUAUCCUGCAGCUGCUGACUCAGCUCCCGCGCGCCAAUUCAGUGCUGCGCUACCGCGUGGCGGAAGAGGGGCAGGCCGAUGUGCACAUCGGGAACGUGGCUUCAGACCUGGGGCUGUCCACCUCUGGGAUUGGGACUGGUGAUGUCACGUUCGCUUUGGAAUCUGGCUCUGAAUACUUCAAAAUUGACAACGUCACUGGAGAGCUUACUACAGGCAGCAAGAGGAUUGACAGAGAGAAGCUGCCGCAGUGUCAGAUGAUAUUUGACGAGAACGAGUGCUUUUUGAACUUUGAAGUGUCAGUCAUAGGUCCCCUGCAGAGUUGGGUGGAUCUGUUUGAUGGCCGUAUUGUAGUCACAGACAUUAAUGACAACACUCCCUCUUUCCCUUCACCAGUACUCACACUAUCUGUUGAGGAGAAUCGCCCAAUCGGCACUCUCUAUCUCCUUCCCACAGCCACAGACCGUGAUUUUGGCCGCAAUGGCAUUGAUCGCUAUGAGCUUAUCCAGGACAGUAGAGAUGGGGGGUUAUCUUCACGGCGACCUGCGAACGGACCGACAAAUGGGAAUGGUGGGGACCGAAGGAGAGUGUCAGAAACAGGGACAGGUCCUGCCAGCAGGAGCAGUGUGUUUGAACUACAAGUGGCCGACACACCUGAAGGACAGAAACAGCCUCAGCUGAUCGUGAAAGGGCCUCUGGACCGCGAAGCACAGGAUUCUUAUGAACUGGUGCUACGGGUUCGUGAUGGCAGCAACCCGCCCCGCUCCUCACAAGCUCUGUUGCGCGUGUCCAUCACAGACGUCAAUGACAACAGUCCACGUUUUGAAAGAGCCGUGUAUGAAGCAGAAAUGGCAGAAAAUGCCCCACCUGGCACACCUGUCCUGCAGGUGCGGGCCACAGACCGUGACAUCGGCGUGAAUGGGCAGGUUGAGUAUGUGUUUGGAGCCGCGACGGAAUCAGUGCGGCGCCUCCUGAGGUUGGAUGAAGCAUCAGGUUGGCUGAGCGUUCUGCAUCGUAUAGACCGCGAGGAAGUUUCACAGCUACGCUUCACUAUCACAGCCCGUGACCGUGGCCAACCACCUCGUACUGACCGCACUACAGUUGUUCUCAACGUCAGGGAUGAAAAUGACAAUGUACCAAUAGUAGAAAUUCGAAAAAUUGGACGAAUCCUUGUUCGCGAUGGUGCUGCAAUGGUUCCGGAGAACGUGCUGGUGGACACUCCAGUAGCAUUAGUGCAGGUGUCAGACCGCGACCAGGGAGAGAAUGGUGCGGUUACCUGCACUGUGGUUGGAGAUGUACCAUUCACACUGAAACCAGCGGGUGAGACAGCCCUAGCACCUCCACCAGCCACAGAUGAUGCCUUUGAACGAAACAAAAAGAAAUACUUUCUCCACACCUCAGCACUUUUGGAUUAUGAAGCUACUCGUGAGUAUAGUGUCACUAUUGUGGCAGUGGACUCCGGUAGCCCAAGCCUCUCGAGUAAUAGUUCCCUUAUGGUGCGUGUGGUGGACAUAAAUGACCAUGCUCCCACUUUUGCCCAAAGCUUAGUCGAAGUGCAUUUUGCAGAGAAUAAUGCCCCAGGAGAACGAGUGGUCACUGUAGUGGCGUCUGAUGCAGACAGUGGCAAGAAUGCAGAGAUCGCAUACUCACUGGACCCGUCUGUUAAUGGAGCUUUUUACAUUGAUGCCGAUAACGGUGAUAUUCGUGCCACUGGGGCACUAGAUAGAGAGCAGAGGGAACGCUAUGAAUUUCGUGUGAUAGCUCGAGAUAAAGGCACACCAUCUCUGCAGGGCUCUGCUACUGUCGUAGUCCAGGUUACGGACAGGAACGACAAUGCCCCCAAAUUUGUCCAGGAAGUCUUCACAUUCUAUGUCAAAGAGAACCUUCUCACCAAUAGCCCUGUUGGCAUGGUGACUGUUACCGAUGCAGAUGAAGGUGAGAAUGCAGAGUUGAGUCUUUUUGUUGAGCAUGAUGAAGAGGAUAGUGGAGAAGAGGGCAAGGAGGGAAAGCAAGAAGUUUUCUCCAUUGAAAAUAACACUGGAACCAUUUUUUCCUCUGCAUCCUUUGACCGCGAACGACGUAGCGCAUACUCAUUCCGCGUGCGUGCCGUUGAUGGUGGAGAACCGCCACGGUCUGCCACCGCCACCAUCUCCCUGUUUGUCACUGAUGAAAAUGACAACGUGCCAUCCAUCACAUCACCCGCUAAUGAAUCAUACACCCUCCUGCCACCCGCUAGCGGGGCUCGGACUGUAGUCCGCACAGUCACAGCCUCCGAUGGCGACACAGGGUCUAAUGCCGAUCUCCGCUACGCUCUGGUAGGCGGAAACCCUUUUCGUCUGUUUGAGAUUGGCUCUAGUAGUGGGGUCAUAACCUUGGCAGAGCCCCUAGAGAGAAGACACAGGGGUCUGCACCGCUUGGUGGUCUGGGUCAAUGACAGUGGCACGCCUUCCCUUUGUGCCACAGCACUGGUGCAUGUCUUCAUCAAUGAGAGCUUGGCCAAUGCUACGCUGGUGGAUACACAGGUGGCCCGCAGCCUUGCAGUCCCCCUCUAUAUGGAUAUUGCAGGUGACCCAGACAGUGAGAGAGCUUUGGGUAAACAACGCCUGAGCGUUGCCAUCGGUGUCCUGGCUGGUGCUGCCGCCGUUAUUCUGGUGAUCCUUCUGGUUGUGACAGCUCGACAGUGUGGGGCACAAGGUAAGAACGGCUAUGAGGCUGGGAAGAAGGAGCCAGAAGAGGACUUUUUCAGUCCACAGCCUCCCCCUCUACAAGCCCAGGGCUCCCAAAAUGAACGUGGGCGCAAACCACGUAGAGACAAGCGUAAUAAUGGUACUGCCAAAUCUGAGCGUUCUUUAUACAGUGGAAUUAUGACAGUGAAUGGUUGCAGACGUGGGGGAGGUGAUGAAGAAGAGGAGGAUGAAGAGGCCAGCAGUGCCAGCGAGAGGAUUGCAGCACGUUAUUGUGCAGCAGCUAACGGAGACACCAGCAGUCCAAGACUUGGCUCGAGACAUCACCAGUCAAGCCCAGAUCUGGCCCGCCACUACAAGUCCAGCUCACCUUUGCCUGCAGUGCACCUUCAGCCCAACUCACCACCCGUGGAAGGCAAGAAGCACCAGGCUGUGCAGGAACUGCCCCCCACUAACACCUUCACUGGCAACGGCAACGGUAAUGCAGACGCCAUGUCACUCAGCUCAGACCAAUGCUCCGAUUACGGCUGCCAAACUGUCAAGUACAGCAAACAGCCCCUCAGAAGAGUGACAUUUUCUGUGGUGAGUCAGACACCUGAUCAAUGCUGCUAUGAUAGUGGAGUGGUGGACUCUGAGACCCCCAGCAGCAAGAGCUCCUCUGGACCCAGACUGGGAUCUUUACCGCUGCCUGAGGACGGAUAUGAAAGGACGACACCAGAAGGGAGCGUAGGCGAGGAGGAGCAUGUGGAAAAUGACCCCAGGCAGCUCCCUGACGUGGCUCUGACAGGAAAGUGCACACAAGAGUGUGAUGAGUUUGGUCACUCUGACACCUGCUGGAUGCCCGUGCAACUAUCACCACGGAGACGCAUGGAACCACCCCAACUCUCCACCUUCGCCUUGCCCGGCGAUAACAACAACAACACGGAAGACGACAGCGACCGAGAGGAAGACGGAGACGGAGGUACGGAUAAGAGCAGCGGAGGAAGCGAGGAGGUCCGGGAUUCGCUUGCAAACGGAGAUCCGCUCGGAACGCUCAGCCGUCGGGACCGGAACAGGAACAUGGGCGAUCACAACCGUAAUCUCCUGAACCGGAAAAUGACCUCGGCAUCCUACGACACAUUCAGCAGCGCCGGCUUUGGCCGCCGUCCGGAUGAAGAAGACUCACACCCCCCAGAGGUCAUUCCACUUACGAGGACGGGGGGCGACUAUAAGACCACCUCGUGCCUCACUCUGUCUCGCAGGGAAGUGUACCUGUGAGCUGCAGCCAGCCCUCAGAGCAACUGCACUGCACCGGAGCAGGAGGAUCAUUGAGAUACUAGCCUAUACCUGUUCAAAACAGGCGUCUUCUCCUUGCCAAAAAUUCAUCAUCAGUUCAUUACUCUAGAUGCAAUAUAUCAAAGUUGAGGAGAAAAAGUGAAGCAUCUUUUAUUCUUUCAUAAACUUGGAUAGACUUUGUCAAUGGCAAACACUUGCAUGUUAGGCCUCCCACAGACAGGGGGCGAUGUGGGGACUGAUGGACAAAAUCCAGUCACGGACCACAUAAAUGGAUGCUCGUUUCAUCUGAUCGUGGCACAUCAUGAAAAUAGAACCAUGUAGCUUCAGGAAAAAGGAAUUCCUAACCAAUCAUAGGGCGACAGCGUCAACUAAAUAUUUUAAUCUAACUAGUUUCCUGUCGCUGAGCCAGUAUGGUUAUUUAAUUACAGUCACAUGGUAAACACUAGACAUGUAAAUGCUUUCAUCACAGACUUUUAGAGAGAAAAAAAAAAGAAAAGAAAAAAAAAAAUCUGGUCAUUCAUUUUUAUA